This is a messenger RNA of Ilex paraguariensis (yerba mate), 201 nucleotides long. The record is from the annotation of a GenBank genome assembly. Lineage: Eukaryota; Viridiplantae; Streptophyta; Magnoliopsida; Aquifoliales; Aquifoliaceae.
GGUGGCCGGACAUCACUUGUUGAUAAAUUUGAAUACGUCAUGCACGGAAAGUUAUAUAAGAUAUCAGAAGAAGGUGAAGGACCCAGGGUUAAAGCGGACAUAUAUGUUUCAUAUGGUGGGCUUCUGAUGAUGCUAAGGGGGGAGCCUUCCAUUGCAGCUAAGUUUGAUCUUGACCAGAAGUUGUUUCUCCUCAUGAGGAAG